AUGAGGAAAGAAGAGCAAAUUCAGGAUGCCUUAAGCAGCGGCAUUAUAGGGAGUAAAGUCGAGAUGGCAAAACUUGUUACCAAUAAAGCUAAGGAGUUUCAGAAAAUACUUGAAGAAAUACGCAUGGCUGAAAAGACAGGUGCGAGAAUGAUGAACAAAAAGGGGGCUCAUAACAAAAUGCUUAAUGUAGCCUCUAGAGGACCUUCUCCAAGCAUUAAGCCGAAGAGAAGUAAUAUGUCUCUACUGUCUUAUACCUCCGCAGGCCAGAAUAUGUCUCCUAAGGAGGAAAUCAAGUAUCUUCAAGAAAAGAGAAUCAAAUUAGCACCAUAUUAUACAGCUACUCUUGAAGAUCUUGGAUUUAGCGAUGAACAUGAAAAAUAAGGAAUUUGACUACUUCUUUGCUGAAUAUAUUGAUGACACUUUAAUGCUACUAAAACGUGUAUGAAACCUUAUCCUGAAAAUGGAGGCUUCACCUAAUGAGAUCUUAAUUUCAUAUACAGAAAAAUGUUCCCUUGUUUUAUCUAGAAGGAUUGAUAUCUGCAUUCUUGUGCUGUAUAGGUUAAAUCCCUAUGUUGUGACUCAGAAUCGCCCAUCUGUUUUUGAAAAAGUCAAUAUCAUUCAACUUGUCAUGAGCUCGAUAGACCAAUCCCAAGUGAGAGAAUUUUACUCUAUCAAAACUAAAUCUCAAUGGGACGUAGAGAUGACUAAUUUAGUGCUAAAUAAGAAUGAAAAUGACGAAGAAGUUGACCGCACAUUCGAUCUACUUCUAUUCCUCGAGAGUAUGGUCCAGCUCACACCUGACCUCUUCAUCAACACAGAAGAUAAGUUUGCUUGGAGGAUUCUUUUCUCAGACAAAUUCAGCUGAAAUCUGGCUAAAAUAGUUGACCUUCUUCAAGAGAAAUAUAGGGCAUCUAAAUCUCAAGAGAUAGAUCCUAUUCUUACAGAGAAUAUUUGUAAAGUCGCAAGAGUAAAUCUUGUUCUACCUAAAAUAUCUUUAAAUGACUUUAUUACACUAACUGACGAAAUAAGUCUCCUAGAUAUUUCUUGUUUCUCUGAUGAUCACCUUAAAAUCAAACUUGUCAAAGAAGCUAUUAACUUGAGUGAAGAAGAUAAGGAUGGGUGUAUCUUAGGCCUCUCUUCAGUUAUGACACUUGAAAAUAUGUCUGCUCUGAUUGAGAUCAAAUAUAAAUAAGGAAUACAAAACUGAAAAGGAUUUAAAAUAUCUCAGCAUUCUUAGAGUCAACAAUAUCCUAGACCUCUAUACAUGAGGUUACUUUCUUUUGAACAAGAAUGACGGAAUUAUAAAGCUGAAACCUGAUGAUAAGUAUGAUGACUUCGACCCAUUUGAAUUCUAUGAUCAAGAUCCCUUAGAUUCCUCACUUGAUUCUAAAAUGGACGAAGAUUUCAAUUCUGUGUCUCAGCCAGGAGGCGAUAGACUCAAUAUGAUUAAAGAAAUUGCGAAAAAGAGGGAAUCUUUGACUCCUCUCUCAAAGAUAGAGGACCUCGAUCCGUCGAGCCCUCAAUCUAAAAAUUUUAGAUUCAAAUAAGCACACUACAUAUUCUAAUAGAUCUCCUAACGACAUUGAAGAGAAAGAUGAGGAGCUAAAUGCUUCACAAGACAUAGAGUUAAAGAUGUUAUACGAGCAAAAAUUUCUAUGCAUUGAUCAUUACCACAGCAAGAGCCCUCCUCAAAGUAUGAGAGCACUUAAAAAAAAGCUGUUGAAAUUCCUAACUCAAAAGCAUGGACAAUUAAAGCGGACUAAUUUAAGUCUGGAGUACCUUAAAACCACUCUCAAGAUUAAGCAAGAGUUUUGUGAAAGCCUCCAUGUUAAAGCAAAAGUCUCAAUAGAUGGAUGCAAAAGAGAGCGAUAUCUUAGUAAAAUCCAGGAGAUGAAUGGCGAAAUUAAUGAGCUUUACAACAAACUUCAGGAACAAGAGCAACUUUUUGCAAAUGGGAAUAACAUGUGCACCAUUGAUAGCAUCAAAGAACUCCUACUUGAAAUAAACUGUUUAGAAGCCCAUAGAGACUCUAUCCAAAAAGAGCUUACUCAGAAGGAGAAAAUGUGGAUUAAAAAUGAUGAAGUCUAUAAGCAGUCAAGAGAUAGAUUGAUUUUGAUAAUUAGCUUGGAGAUAAACCUACUAAUCGACCGCAUGAAAUACUUGUUCAAAAUUAGAGAUGUUCAAUACAAGUCUAUCCUCUACUUUGAAAAGUUAUUGCUCUCUAUAAAUUCUCUUGAAAUGGAAGAGAGGAGAAAGAAUCUCAAAUACUAUUCAGAAGCAAAGGAUAUAAUUUUCAAUAAAGAGCAGAGACUAUAUGACCUCAAAGUAACGAGUGAGUCCCUCAAAGCGAGGGUGCUUGAAAGCCAGAAACAAGUAUUUGAUUUAGAAUCUAAGAUUGGCUAA
Messenger RNA from Moneuplotes crassus, 2403 nucleotides. Lineage: Eukaryota; Ciliophora; Spirotrichea; Euplotida; Euplotidae. The record is from the annotation of a GenBank genome assembly.